GCGGUUGAAGGAAUCGAUUUCGAAAUCCAGGAAGGGGAGCUUUUCUGUCUCCUUGGACACAACGGCGCAGGCAAGAGCACGACUAUUCAGGUGCUCAGUGGCUUGUUAGAGCCUUCUGCUGGAUCGGUGUCGAUUUUCGGAAGGCAUAUUUUCAAAAACAGGCGAUCUAGAAGUUCUCGAAGGCGACAUUUGGAGCUUCAUGAAGACGAAACCAGCAUAGAUGCGAUGCGAUGCGCGUUGUCGACCCACGACGCUGCUGGCGGUGAACGCCUUACCCCUGCGCACCAAUUAGUCGGCCUGUGUCCGCAGAACAACUUGCUUUUCGAUGACCUUACUGUACGCGAAGCCCUUACCGUCUGCUUCGAGCUCCGAAACUGGCAAAUACAAAUGGUUGAUGAUGUUCUUGCACCAGGUGACUACGUCAAUGAUAAGAAAAGUAAAGUGCUGUUAGAGCAAGGGGAGACCACUAGGAAUGUCGACAAUCAGCAGCAAAAAACUUCUAGAGGUCGAAAGCGGAAGCAGAAGACGGACAAUGCACUGUUGUCGUUUUCCCUCGUCCGCCUUUUCGACGACGUGGACAAAGAAGUUGGUCGCCUGAUCGCGGAAGGCGACUUCCGUGAGCCAGACUCGAAGCUAUGCGGCCAACUGUCAGGUGGAUGGAAACGCAAACUGUGCUGCGUGAUUGCCUUCUGCGGAAAUCCUGAACUAGUUAUUCUGGAUGAACCAACGUCGGGGAUGGACCCUGCGAACCGACGAGCAACGUGGGACUUCUUGUUGCGUCGCAAACGGAAAAGCCUGAAAAAUUCGUGCUCUAUUCUCUUGACGACGCACCACAUGGAUGAGGCGGAUGUGUUAUCUGAUAGAAUCUGCAUCUUGAAGGACGGGGCAGUCGAAUGUCUGGGAACUACGCGGUUCCUGAAAGAAAAAUACGAUUGCGGAUACGAACUGACAGUGAUUCUC
This is a messenger RNA of Amoebophrya sp. A25, 960 nucleotides long. NCBI's taxonomy places the organism in Eukaryota, Dinophyceae, Syndiniales, Amoebophryaceae. The record is from the annotation of a GenBank genome assembly.